Messenger RNA from Eimeria acervulina, 312 nucleotides. Its product is annotated as RNA polymerase Rpb7, N-terminal domain-containing protein, putative. Gene Ontology annotation, biological process: DNA-templated transcription; transcription initiation at RNA polymerase III promoter. Lineage: Eukaryota; Apicomplexa; Conoidasida; Eucoccidiorida; Eimeriidae. Bases 1 to 312 code for a protein of 103 amino acids. The transcript has 4 exons. The record is from RefSeq and is a predicted model, not a curated record. Gene Ontology annotation, cellular component: RNA polymerase III complex.
AUGAACAAAGUAUUAUUUUAUAUUUUGCAAGACACACUCAGUGUCGAACCCUCUCUUCUUGGAAGGCCCUUAGAACCCGUAUUAAGGGAGGCGAUUGCCCUCAAGUACACUAACAAGGUUUUGAGAGAUUUGGGUUUGUUUGUUUGUCUCUACGAAAUUACGGAGGUCACCGGCGCCCCCAUUCUCCCUUCUACCGGAAAGGCUCGCUACAAUGUUUGUUUUAAAGCAGUUAUCUUCAGGCCUUUCAUAGGGGAGGUCUUGCAGGGGGUUGUUCGCGAGUCUUCUUCCUCUGGCAUUGCAGGUAAACCCUAA